AUGAGUGCAAGCGAGCCAACACUAACUGAAUCACCAGUGCCGCUAGCUUUGGCGCGUCUGCAGGGCCGACCAGGGCGCGUGCCUGGGGGUAUGCGCACACACCGACCUAGCCUACCGCUCGCAAGUCUACAAGAGGCUAUUGAUGAAACUCCACGGCGUUACAGUGAAGAAACUUUUGGUAUGGAGUCGGAUGAAGAAGAGUCUUUUACUGAUUCGGCUAUAGUUCAUAUACCGUCUUCUUCAACUUCCAAUGGUCGAAGAGCUUCUGAUGCUACGUUUGCUGAACGAUAUAGGAAAUUUACCGACUUUGAUGGCCCGCCCGUUGAUGUACCCCGACGAGCCUCUCUGGCCGUUUCCGUUGGAACCGACGGUUUCGGACCUAGCGAUAAAGGCCGCAGGCGCUCUUGGGCGGCGCGAUUACAGCUAGAACGCAAAAAGAGGCGAAAAUCUGGAGGAAAUGACACAGAUGAAGAGAGUGAUACUCCAACUUAUAUACGUCAGAAAAGGCCUUCUUGGUGGAAUGUCUUCGUUCCUGAUAAUAUGCUAAAGCACAGGUCUAGGCGUGCGUCGCAACAGCUGUCCAGGAGUGCAGAGAGCAUCGACCAAUCUUAUAAAAGGUCGAAAAGUCGUUCCGUGGACCAUGGCUUCGCAGCCCCCUUUGACUUGGAAUCUCUUCGCUCCAAGGUGGAAGGAAGAUUUGACGCUGUGCAUAGAGAUGAUGACGAGCAAGCCAAGAGACUUCCUCCACCACCACCCAUCAAAACAGUGACGUAUAUAGUUCGCGACCGAGAUACGCUUACGUCGCUCGCCGCCCGCUUCGACACGACCCCCUCCGAGCUCACAAAGCUGAACCGACUCGCUACGCAGUUCAUCUUCCCCGGGCAAACGCUGCUUGUGCCCGAUAAGAAGAAAGAUGGCGAUAAGGAUUCUGAUGGGCCGUCAGAGAGCGGUGAUAACACAUCCGAAUCUACGCAAGGUGCCCCCGGCGAGCCGGCCCAGGAAAAAGAGAUCUUGGACAGUCUCCGACCAGUGUCCCCCGAGGCGCCGGCCAGCAGCAGCGGCCCGCAACGCUUCCUCAAAAUCAAUGUGCGACAUAUCACCGACGGACAGGGCGUUGUGUCCGGGGUGCUGCUGGUCACACCGAACGCGGUGAUGUUCGACCCGAACGUGUCCGAUACACUCGUGAUGGAGCACGGGCCCGAGUCGUACGGUGUAAUCGCGCCCAUGGAGUACGUGGUCAACGCAGCUAUAUUCUACGAUAUCGCGCACAUGCGCACUCACGGACCGGACCACAAUACGCACAAAACGGAGCAAGCUGAAAUUUACUACAUGAAUAAAUCCGAACAUUCGCCCGGAAAGGAUUCCCUUCUAGUCAAAGAUGAAACGUUCCCCGAGCUGCAGGCGGCGGGCGAGGCGGGCGCGGCGGGGGACGCGGGCGACGAGCGCCCCGCCUCGCUGGACGCGGAGGAGAGGGGGGGCGCCGCCUUCCCCAAGGCCUUCGAUAGAGACCUCGUUACUCCUACGCCUCUACAGCAACAAACUAUAGAAGAAAGGCGAAAAUCAUUACUAGACCACCACUGGGCAAUCCCAAGCAAAGACAGGAUGUCUAUUGAUCAAGGAAGCGAGGUAUCAUCGAGCGCAGACGCCGGUAAAGAGGAGAGUCUAGAAGCUUCGGUCGCGGAGGGCUCGGAGGAGCGCGCGGGCAGCGUGGCGGACGGCGAGGCCGAGGAGGAGCCGCGCGACGCCGCGCAUCUCGUCAAGCUCUCCUACCACGACUCGGGCAUCGACAUACGCGACCCGCUGUUGCACGUCACGCCUAAUACCUCUAAAAAGGUAUACAGCGAUGCGGACAUCGUCCUCUCCGCGGACUGGGUGCCGCCGGUGUGCCUGCCGCGCGCCGAGCCGCCGCUGUCGGCGCCGCCGCUCGGAGAGAACGAGAGGGCACCACGCAAGCAGGCAGCCGUCUCUUUCUCGCUCGAUGGUAACCAGAAGGAGGAUCCUGGGAAACCCGACAAAAAGAAUAAGAUGUUAAAACGUCUAUCGUACCCCCUGUCUUGGGUGGAGGGGUUGACAGGCGAGGGCCCGCACGGCGCGCAGCCCUCUCAAAGUGACUCUUUACCAUCUUCCGUUGAUACGCAAAACUCCACCUCUGUCUUUUCCAAAGUAUUCAACAGGCGCAGUUCGCUCGGUGGUUUCGGUCGCUCCCACGCCAAGGUCAUCAGCGCCACCCAGCCGCGGCUUGAUUAUCGCAGCAUGGUCUCGGUGGAUGACAUGCCUGAUCUCUUUGCUUCAUUUGAUAAGCUGAUCCCGCGGCCGGCGCGGCCCAGCGACGACCCGCCACUGUACCUGCGCCUGCGCAUGGGCAAGCCGGCCGGCCGCCCGCUGCCGCGCUCCACGCCGCUCAUGUCCUACGGACGGAAACGCAUGAAGCCCGAGUAUUGGUUCGGCAUUCCUCGCAAUCGGGUGGACGAUCUAUUCAAGUUCCUGACGCACUGGGUGCCCGAGCGGUACGGGCCGCUGCGGGACGUCACCGCGCACGGCUACGAGCUCAUCGACAGCGACACCGAGUGGGACGACGACGACGCCAAGCCUGGCCAGAAGGAACGUUCGGGCAGUACCGGCGAUGUGUCGGACAUUACAAGAGAAUCGUGGGAGCUGCUGAAGGCGCCGUACGUGAAAAUAUAUUCUAUAAUGAAGAGCCAGGCCGAAGCCCUGGGGGACUCCCUCGGCGAGGAGCCCCAGCCCGAGGUGCUGUCGAUGAGCGAUGAAUUACGGCGCGCUCUGUACUCGUCGGGCGCGUCCGUUGACAUGGAGUUCUCGCCUCCCGACCUCAUCGGAACCUCUGAGAUAUUCACUAUGGAACACAGAGAGAAACUAUGCACAGUGCUACCAGCGCGCGCGCAGGGCUACAUGUGGUCGCUGGCGUUCAGCACGAGCCAGCACGGCUUCUCGCUCGCCUCCAUGUACCGCAAGAUGCAGCGCGUCGACACACCCGUGCUGCUCGUCAUACAGGAUACAGACAACAAUGUGUUUGGAGCCCUGACCUCGUGCGCUCUGAGGCCGUCCGAGCACUUUUACGGCACGGGCGAGUCUCUACUGUUCUCUUUCCAGCGCGUGGAAGAGCGCCGAACCUCGCAGACAUCCCCUGAUGAGGUCCCACAGAAAGAUGAUAAAGAAGAGAAGAAGGAUGAUCAAGAUGACCAAACAGUACAAGUUAAAACGAAAUUCAAAUACUGGGGCUGGACUGGCGACAACAUGUACUUCAUUCGAGGCAGCAAUGAUAAUAUAUCCAUCGGCGCUGGAGACGGCAAGUUUGGUAUCUGGCUGGACGGGGAUCUGUACUUGGGGCGCACGCAGCGCUGCACCACGUACGGCAACGAGCCGCUCACCACGCGCGAGGACUUCGUCGUCAAGAUCAUGGAGUGCUGGACCUUCAUA
This is a messenger RNA of Brenthis ino (lesser marbled fritillary), 3438 nucleotides long. Lineage: Eukaryota; Metazoa; Arthropoda; Insecta; Lepidoptera; Nymphalidae. The record is from the annotation of a GenBank genome assembly.